This is a messenger RNA of Leptopilina heterotoma, 2478 nucleotides long. It is a transcript of the gene stai, whose product is annotated as angiomotin-like protein 1. The coding region runs from base 170 to 1075 and encodes 301 amino acids. The record is from RefSeq and is a predicted model, not a curated record. Gene Ontology annotation, molecular function: tubulin binding. The transcript has 6 exons. Gene Ontology annotation, biological process: neuron projection development; microtubule depolymerization; regulation of microtubule polymerization or depolymerization. Gene Ontology annotation, cellular component: neuron projection; cytoplasm. NCBI's taxonomy places the organism in Eukaryota, Metazoa, Arthropoda, Insecta, Hymenoptera, Figitidae.
CCGCCCCAGGUAGACCAUAUCUAAAACUCCACAUCCUCUUCUUAUUUCCUAAUUCUUAUCAGCGACUCAUCCCAAAAGCAUAACCUUUCCAACAGUCUCGAACUAAUAAAAUCCCCUUUUAUCACUCUUCAUUUUUUUCUUAUUAAAAAAAUCAUAAAAAUCUACCAAGAUGUUAAUUGGUCUAGUACGUGACUCUGUUUUGCAAUGCUUUUGCCAUAGUUGCAAAGUACCAAUGUGUCUCGUGGCGGGACAAAGAAGGGGUUCAGCACCAAUGAAGAAAAUGAACGGAAAGACGAAGCCCCGAACUAAACAACCCAAAAAAGUUAAAUUCAUCACUACCGAAAUUCGAUGCCAGGAGAAGUCAAAGGGAGGAUUGAGAUACGAGGUGAUUUUAGCUGAGCCAACGGUUGCUAAGAGAGCACCUUCACCACCUCAAGCAUCACCAACUCAGGAGAUAAAUAUCCAGGAAAAAUUAAAGGCUGCCGAAGAGAGACGACUCUCACUAGAGGCUAAUAAACUUGCAGUUUUGGCAACUCGCCUGAGUAAAAUCGAAGAAGCUGCUCGUAAGAAGGAUGAGUUAAGUGCAGCUUUCAUGGCUGCGACACGCGAAUCAUUGGACGCUAAAAUGCAUCACACUGUUGAAAAUCGAGAAACUCUCAUCACUGAACUCAAGAGUAAAUUAAAGGAUCAUUUGGAGAGCGUUGAAAAGACUCGUUUGACUUUGGAUCAACAAACUGAAGAAAUUCGUAGCUCACUUGAAGAGAAAUUAAAAUCUGCUACCACUCAGCGAGAUGAAAAUUUGAAGAAGAUGGUUGACCGUUUAAAAGAUCACGAAGAACAAGUAGCUCGCGUGCGCAAAAGUAUGAAUGAAAAAGUUUUGCAAUUGGAUAGUCAAAUUCAAGGAAAAUUGGACCAAGCUCGUGAACGACGAGAAAAUCGUGAACGCGAAACUAAAGAAAGACUUCGUAUUCAUGAGGAACGUGCUAAACUAGUUAGACAAAAUAAAGCGGCUAUACAGGAAAAUAAAAAGGCAGACAAUGAAGUAAUGAAGAAUGAGAUUGCUAGUUCUGGUUAAAAACUCUCCUAGCGAUUUUGCACAUAAUUUUAAGUUAUCAUUCCAAGUAAAAUGCAGAUAAUGAUAGAAACUUUUUUUUUUUGGUUUUCUUCACCGCCUUAGCGUUUCCAAAGGAAACAAAAAGAGAGUAAAGAGAAUAAUUUAGCCAAAACUCUUUCAACACAUUGUUCUGAAAAAUUACUAAACAUUAAUUUAUAAAUUAAACGAAAAGAUGUCAACAAAGCAUAUAAAAAAAAAAUAAUUCCCGACAAUCGGGUGAAAACACUUUUCGUAAAAGUUGCCUUAAACUUAUUUUAUAAUAUGACACAAGUAGCAAAAGAGUUUAACUUCUAUUUUUACAAUUACUAUUAUAAACCUCUAAGUUUCUUAAUUUUUUAUAAAAAUAAAAAUACUAAAUUUCGAUAGCUGCACAAAUGUUGAUAAAAAUUUCGCUUUAAGAGCAAGAUUUUGAUUGAUAUGUAUUAGAAAGAAGUGAAAAAAAAAUAAUAAUAAAACGAGAAAGAGAAAGAACUAAACCUGAGAAUUUAAAUUAGAAAACCUUAAGAAUUAAUAAUAGAAUAUUAUCAUCGCUACAUUUAUAUAAAAACAUAUACAAUAUAAGAUUUAUUAACGCCGUUGUAUAAGUAUAUUUUAUUCGAUAUGCUUACAAAUUAGAUAUAUGUAACAUUAUAAUGCUUCUGUGAUGGCUUUACUAAUUUUCAAAUUGUCUAUUGUGGAUAAAUGAAUUGUUUUAUCAAUAAUAUUGUGGUUAAAAUUUCUCAAGGACCAUUUUCUAAAUAAAACGUGUACGUGAUAAAAAGAAGUGUAUUAGAAUAUAAUUUAAGAACACGCUCAGGUAUCACAUUUUUUCAAGAGUUUUAUAAAGACCAAAAAAAAAAAAUAAAUGUCUUUCUCAAUCUCUAAUCACAAUGAUAAUGUUUAAAAGUUACUUAAUGGUGAAGAUAUAUCAUAAUAUGUAAGAAGAAAAUAUAUCUCCAAUUUUAUCCAAUAAGUUGACUUCACAUAAUAUUUCAACAAAAAUAAUGCUUGUUAUCCAAGUCCAAGAACCAAUCUAUAAAAAAGUCCCUAGAGGAUUUAAAAAAAUUAUCAUUUGACUAUACACUGAGUGACCUUUUGAACUGCAGUGAAACUUAGGUAGGUGACAGCAGCUUCGCUAUGAGUUGGAACGCUGCUGAAUUAGUGGGGACACCACCUUUGGUUUGUAGAUGUACAAAUUUUGGACAAACAUGCUCCCAAAAUUGUACUGCAGUAGCCUAAAGGUUUGCUCUAACAGCUUACCAACUGUGCCCGCUAAAAAACUGUUUACAGAAUCCCUAAGGGAUCAUUUAAUAUUCCUCUACAAACAACUAGAAACUCUACAAACAAUUGCCUCAAAGGUACCUCAAAGCUCCCUUAAGGUUACC